This is a messenger RNA of Oncorhynchus kisutch (coho salmon), 3059 nucleotides long. RefSeq names its product L3MBTL histone methyl-lysine binding protein 2 (gene l3mbtl2). The record is from RefSeq and is a predicted model, not a curated record. The transcript is spliced from 18 exons. Gene Ontology annotation, cellular component: nucleus. NCBI's taxonomy places the organism in Eukaryota, Metazoa, Chordata, Actinopteri, Salmoniformes, Salmonidae. Gene Ontology annotation, molecular function: zinc ion binding; chromatin binding. The coding region runs from base 253 to 2733 and encodes 826 amino acids. Gene Ontology annotation, biological process: negative regulation of DNA-templated transcription.
ACACGAAGAAGCGGUAGGUGACUAACAUGUGUUACUGAGGCUGAUUUUGCGAAGUUGUUUUAAAGCGAAGGGAUUCAAGUGUACAUUGCUAGAAUACUAAUAAACGAAAGUUAAGAUUGCUUUUACAGUGUUGAGUGCAGCCCCAGGAGCAGUGGUAUGACAUCACACUAGACAACAAGAAGGAAGACCUGACUCUAGACUUUGACUGCCUGACGUCAUUCUCAAAACAGUCCAAUCACGUGCCAGAAGACGAUGCCAGACCGCUGUGUGGCGUAUGGGUGUGGCAAGUCGUGGGAAGAUGGUGUUACUCUGUACAAUUUCCCUAACAAUGACACAGAGGAGUUUCACAAAUGGGAGAAGCAGGUCCAGCGGACUCGGAGCAACUGGACCGCCUCGCCGAACUCCCAGCUUUGCUGUGAACACUUUGGUAAGGAGUGUUUUGAAAACAAGCCCUACCCCGUCCUCAAGGCUCUCGCUGCCAAAGGACAGCUGAAGCUGAAGUAUGGGGCUGUCCCCACAGUGUUCAUACGGCCCCCCUGCACCUCCUGUGAGGGCUUCGGCUGCAACGUGUGCACCCCCAAAGCCCAGAGACGUGGCGUCCCUGUAGAACCACAGGAAUAUGACACGGAGGAUGUUGAGGGGGGACCUCUGCAGUCGGAUGACACUGAUGCAGAGGAUGACGAUGAAGAUGACGAAGAUGAAGAUGAAGAUGAUGAAGAUGAGAUGGAUGAUUAUUUUGGAGAUUACUACUCUGCUCUCACUAUAGAUGACGGACCGGUGGUGUGUGAGAUGUGUGGCUUCAGCGGGACCAGAGACACCUUCUAUUCCAAGACCAAGCGUUUCUGCAGCGUCUCCUGCUCCAGAGCCUACUCCUCCAACUGCAAGAAGUCCUCUAUCCUGGCACGACUUCAGGGAAAGCCUCCCACCAAGAAGGCCAAGGUGCUGAUUAAGACUGCCUGGUCCACCCAAAUGGGAAACAUGAUUGCAUCUCUGGGAAGCAGUCAGGACAACAGCUCCAGCUCUACUGGACAGGAUGUUGCAGCAACAGGAAACUUUGACUGGGGUGCUUACCUGGAGAAGGCAGGCUCUCUUGCUGCUUCAGUGGCCUGCUUCAGACAUGCGCCACUCUGUGCCCAGUGGGAUGACAUCACAGUGAGGUUAAAGGUAGAGGUCCUGAACACUAGUGCCAUCCUGCCCAGUAAAGUGUAUUGGAUCGCCAGCAUCAUCCAACUUGCAGGCUAUAAAGCUCGGUUGAGGUACGAGGGCUUUGAGGAGGACAGCAGCCAGGACUUCUGGUGCAGCCUGGGUUCUGGAGACAUGUACCCCAUCGGAUGGUGUGCCAUGACCGGCAAGCUGCUGGUGCCACCACAGGCUGUGCACCAGAACAUUUGUGACUGGAAGGAGUAUCUGAUGAACCGGCUGGUUGGAGCCAGAACUUUGCCUGUGGACUUCUAUAUGAAGCUGGCCGAGAGUAUGAAGUGUCCGUUCCGUACUGGCAUGCGUGUGGAGGUGGUGGACCGCACUCUGGUGAGCCGGACACGGCUGGCAGUGGUGGACACUGUGACCGGAGGCCGCCUAAGACUGGUCUAUGAGGACGGGGAGCAGGAGGCCAAAGGGGAGCCCCUCUCUGAUGUCUGGUGCCAUAUGUGGAGCCCGCUUCUGCACCCAGUGGGCUGGUCCAGCAAAGUGGGUCAUGUCAUCAAACUGGCUGACGUUGAACACCCAACAUUCCGUAAGGUGUACUGUGAUAGCGUCCCCAUGCUGUUUAAGAAGCCCAGGACUGUGUACAUGGAAGGAGGCUUCUUUGAGGUGGGAAUGAAGCUGGAGGCCAUCAAUCCUGUAAACCUGGGCAACAUCUGUGUGGCUACUAUACACAAGGUGCUGUUGGAUGGCUACCUGAUGGUGGGCAUUGAUGGCACAGAUGGGUCGGGUGAUGGGUCUGACUGGUUCUGCUACCAUGCUUCCUCCCAUGCCAUCCUACCCAAGGGAUAUUGCCAGAAGCACAACAUCCAGCUCACACCACCCACUGGCUAUGACUGGAAAACCUUCUCCUGGGCAAAAUACCUUGAGGAGAAGGGAGCCAGAACAGCGCCAGCACAGCUCUUCAACACGGACGGCUCAGGUCACGGCUUCACUCAGAAAAUGAAGUUGGAAGCUGUGGACCUGAUGGAGCCGUGGCUGGUGUGCGUCGCCACCGUGAGGCGCUGUGUGGGCCGGCUGCUACUGCUGCACUUUGAUGGCUGGGAGCCAGACUUUGACCAGUGGGUGGACGUUCAGUCACCAGACAUCUACCCUGUGGGCUGGUGCGAAGUGACAGGAUACCAGCUCCAGCCACCCAUUGGACCAGAUCCUGUUGCAAGUCGCAAGAAACACAAGCCUAUGGGCAAAAAGAAGAAAAGGAUGGUAAAGAAGAAACUGGCGAACCUCAUCUCCAAGAACCGCCCCCCAAGACGUCCGAGCCAACAGUCUGAACCUGAGGCCGGAACCCCAGAACAGUCAGACCACACAUCCGUCACACAGCAGAUUAAGACUGAACCUGAGGAGCAGGAGAUCAUAGCAGUGAAGGUGGAGGAGGUGGAGACCCCCAUCGCACCGACCCUGCCAGAGGCCCAGGUCCCUCCACCCUCCCUGGGGGUGGUCAAGCAGGAGCCACAGGGAGAGGACCAGCAGAAAGCAACAGACAGAGGUGGAACCAAUGGAACGUUGAGACUCACUGAAAUUGAUAUACCCUGAAUACAAUUAUCCAAACUGACCGUAGAUGAAUGUCUGUGGUUAACUUCAUUCUACACCAUCACAGCCUUGGAUCACCUGAACCUGAAGAUCAGAUGAGUCUGUUGAGCUGGUCCCACUUCUGAACAUUCUCAGCUCUGGAGCUGAAUAAAACUGUUCCAGUUUAACAGAAAGGCCAAUACUGUGACACCCGUUAAGGACAUUCUUUCAUACAUUGAAUAACAAACACCCAGUCGAUGUUGUUGUAUAAUGUUUAUUUGUUUUAUAUCCAGAUUCCUUUUCGUUGUUAUAUAUACAAUCCUGGAUUAAAGUACUUCAGUGAACUGGUU